CGGGUUGGCCACUUGACCGGCGACAUAACGGUAGCGGUUUUGGCAGUCGGCUAAUUUACGCGAAUUCGACACGCCCGCGCUCAAGCUGACAGCUGUACUUAGGUGCCAGCCUUGACGAUAAGGUCACAGAUCACCGUCCUGGAUCCGACAAAUCCUCAUUCUAUUCAGUACCGUCAGUUCGAGAAAAAGCUCCAAGAGAUCAUGUCAGACAGUAUGCUUCCCCCGACUUUUACUUGGGAGGAAGGUGAGUGGGACGCACGAGUCGUUCAACUGUUGAAGGAGGCCAGCGAUAAGCCUUUCGUGCUGCACUCAUGGGAGGAUGUGAAGCUUAUCAUCGCUGAGAACCGCAUCGGCGAUCUGCGCCGUCUCCCUGGAGAUCUGGUCAAGUACCUCCGCUGGAAGAAGACUCUACCUCCUUUGGGCUACACCGACAUCGAAAAGUAUAUCGUUGCUGAGCGACUGAAGUGGGACAACCCACCUGUCCCCAAAUCCGAUAAAGUUUUCGAGUACCCCGAAGACUGGAAGAUUCUGCCAAAUGACUUUCCCUACGGAGUUGAGCCUGGGAUCGUACACCUGGUCGUAUGGACCAAACAGCGAAUUGAUGAGGCUUCUGGGAGGGGAGACGACCUUUCUCCAGAGGGACGAGCGGCUGUGAAUGAGUUCUGUGCAGAGACAUUCCCUGACAUGCCUGCAGAGAGACUGAUGUGGUUCAAGAAUUGGGGUCCGUUGAGAAGUGUCGCGGGUGUUGAGCACUUCCACGUCCUGCUGAGAGACCCUCCACCAGGUUUGGUACACAGGCUCACAGGCGAGGAAGCGAAGGACCCCGGGUACACCAUGAACUAACGAAGUGUGUGUGAUGAUUUAUGGGCGAUAUACGAUAGAUAUACCAUGUCAGAGAGCGAAAGGGACAAUA
Molecule: messenger RNA, 913 nt
Organism: Saitoella complicata NRRL Y-17804
Lineage: Eukaryota; Fungi; Ascomycota; Saitoellomycetes; Saitoellales; Saitoellaceae
Exons: 2
Coding region: 202-843 (213 amino acids)
Biological process (GO): N-acetylglucosamine metabolic process
Cellular component (GO): cytoplasm
Source: RefSeq, a predicted model, not a curated record